UGGAAAAGGUUAUGUGUGUACAUAAGUUUAAAUGCGACAUACAUAUGUACUAGAAUGUGUGGGGUAUAAACAGUGUGUACUACACAUUCAUCGACAAAGCGCCACUUAAUGGCGCCUCUGGCAGGUUGGUACUCACCAACACUGUUAAUCCUCACACACACUUGCAUACACAAAGCACUAAGUACCGCCAUUUUUUUCACAAAGCGUGUUUCAGUUUCGGCUUUCUAUUGUUACUAAUAUUUUGUUCAAUUACAUUAAAUAAUUGUUUAAAAAAAAUUAAACAAGUCUGACAGUAAGAAUUAGGUGCAUAGAAAAAAAAAUAAUACAAUGUUUAUUUUAAAAUGUAAGAGAGACGAUUCUGUUUGUAAAGUUGAUGAUAGUGAGGUUAUCUAUAAUAAAGAUAGCCCGCCUAAAGAUGGUGAAGACGUAAAAUUUUACUACGGUGGCAAACAAGAAUUUGGACAAGUGAUUAUGAUGUCUGACAAUAUAAAAAAAAUUAAUACAAAGUUUGAGCAAAUUAAACAAAGUUUAAGGAAAAGAACGCGUCCAAGCUCAUCUCCAGAAGUUAAAAAGGAAUCUGUUUCAACAAAAAGAACAAGGAAAAUAAAUUCCAAGUAUAACUCAUCAUCCUUUGAAAAUAUGGACCUCUUAAAGCUUCCGAAAGUCCGUGAAUCCGAAAAACGAGAAAUUAAGGAUGAUAAUAGAAAAAAAGGUGACAAAAUAUUGCAGAAGCUAAUUGAAAAAGACAUAACUGGUGAACAAAGUAAAUCUGAAGAUUGCGGAAGUAGUCCUUCCAAAGAUGAAUUAAAAAAACAACUGGCAAAAUUGCAGAAAGAAAUCAAAAACUCCAAAAAAUCAGAUGUAAUAACAGAACAAUUAGAUGACGAUACUGCAUUCACUUCUCACACUGAAUUAAAAAAAAACCAAAAUUAUAAUACUGACUUAAAUUCUGCUUCUGAAAGUGAUACAGAUGAUAGCUUAUCAAAUGUCAAUGAUCAAAAGUCGAGCGAUGUGCUAGAGACUAGUGGAAAUAAUGAUGAGAGUCGUCAUGAGUCAAAAAUAUUAAAAGGUGACAAUAAUAAUAAGGAAAACAAUCCUCACAAUAUUGUAGUCAACAAGACAAGUCCGGAUGAGGAGACUACCGAAAAAAUUAGUGAUGAUUGCAACGACUCUGAUCUUUGGGGGAAAGAUUGGCCUGGAGAACCCAUGUGUAAAUUAAUGAACAAAAUAUACUGCAAAGAAACAGAGUAUAGAAUGUGCAAAUCACUGUGCAGCCAAGCUUCUCACGUUGUCCGGAGAUUGAUCCCAGGAGUUUUUAAGCCAAGUGGUUAUUUGACUGCUACGCUGACUGGACAAGCUCCUAGAGCUCACGUACAAGAAGGAAAAUUAGCUCCAAUGAAAGCAUUAAAUUCUGUAGCGAAAAAUGAGAUUAUUGACUUCGCUCUGGCUUUAGCUAAGAACAAGAAAUGGAUGACUCCAAAAGGUGUUCCUCAAACUAGAGAGCAACUAGCAAGUGUUAUGUCUCAACGAAUUGGGGAGUUAAAAAGAGCUGAUCAACUUAAAAAACAAACUAAAUCUUAAGCAAAUAUUAGUUGAUCAAUAUCUUUUCCAUAAUUUUUUUAAAAAUAUAUUUUUGUUUAAUUAAAUUAAAGUUAAAUUUUGUGUCUUUUAAGAUAUAAGAUCUUAUGUACUAAUAUGAAUGAAACUGUUAACAUCGUUAUUUGCCAGAUAAACUUAUAAAAGUAAUAACUAUUACUG
Messenger RNA from Cotesia glomerata, 1758 nucleotides. RefSeq names its product probable ATP-dependent helicase PF08_0048. The transcript is spliced from 6 exons. The coding region runs from base 328 to 1581 and encodes 417 amino acids. The record is from RefSeq and is a predicted model, not a curated record. Lineage: Eukaryota; Metazoa; Arthropoda; Insecta; Hymenoptera; Braconidae.